UGUCAAGUUAAGUCAUCAUUCAGGGCAUGCGAUGGCACGUCAGACAUGUCAUGUGUCAUGUCAUUUCAACAGAAAUAUUAAAAGAUUAAACGAAACGAAGGAGUGAUAUUAUUUUUUUUCUCGCUAUUGAGCUAUAAUGGACAAAAUCCCAGAUCAAAUUGGUUAUCUGGUGUUAACGGAAGACGGAGCCGUCCUUGAAUCGGGUGGUGAGCUUGAAAACGAUGAACGUGUUGCUACAAUAAUAACUGAUCUUAUCAGUUUGUCUAAUAAAGUGGACCCAGUGGCUUUUGCUCCUAAUGAACAAUUCAAGAAGAUUUCUAUAACUUAUGAUGAUCAUUGGUUUGUUAUUUGUAUUUCCAAUAAGAAGAUUUAUGUGGUGAAAAGAACCAUUCCCAUAUCAGUCCUUGAUGGAAAUACAGUAAAUGUUUGA
This is a messenger RNA of Amyelois transitella, 430 nucleotides long. It is a transcript of the gene Lamtor4, whose product is annotated as ragulator complex protein LAMTOR4 homolog. The transcript is spliced from 3 exons. Lineage: Eukaryota; Metazoa; Arthropoda; Insecta; Lepidoptera; Pyralidae. The record is from RefSeq and is a predicted model, not a curated record. Gene Ontology annotation, cellular component: Ragulator complex; lysosome. Gene Ontology annotation, molecular function: guanyl-nucleotide exchange factor activity. Gene Ontology annotation, biological process: cellular response to amino acid stimulus; positive regulation of TOR signaling. Bases 137 to 430 code for a protein of 97 amino acids.